This is a messenger RNA of Vigna unguiculata (cowpea), 1526 nucleotides long. RefSeq names its product Galactose oxidase/kelch repeat superfamily protein. Gene Ontology annotation, molecular function: protein binding. NCBI's taxonomy places the organism in Eukaryota, Viridiplantae, Streptophyta, Magnoliopsida, Fabales, Fabaceae. The record is from RefSeq and is a predicted model, not a curated record. Gene Ontology annotation, biological process: regulation of phenylpropanoid metabolic process; negative regulation of cytokinin-activated signaling pathway.
AUGUGCGCCUCAUUGUGAUCCCUAUAAAAUCCUCUCUCUCUCGUACUCUUCUCAACACUCACUCUCUUUCAAACUUGAAGAUUCUCCUUUUCAAAUAGCAACCUUUUUCCAUAAACCCUUGUUGUUACCCUUUCUCUCUUCGAUCUCUUAAUCGUGUUGCUGUUCAUGGGAUUUCUCUGAUUCAAGAACACCGGAUUCGUCUUUUGUUUCCUUCUCUGCUGUUCUGCUGUUUUACCAUGGAGUUGAUUUCAGGUCUACCAGAGGACGUUGCCCGAGACUGUUUAAUUAGGGUUCCAUACGAGAAAUUCGCGGCGGUGGCAUCCGUCUGCAAGGGUUGGAACUCGGAGAUUUACUCGCCGGAGUUUCACCGUAGGAGGAGAACCACAAAACACGCACAAAAAAUCCUUGUCACGGUUCAAUCCAAGAUAGACUCCGAAAAAACCCGAACCGGCUUGCUUGCGAAGGCCUCUGCGAAUCCGGUUUACCGGCUGAGCGUGUUCGAACCGGAGGCGGGUCUAUGGAGCGAGUUGCCCUUGGGACCCGAACUCGCUUCCGGGUUACCCAUGUUCUGUCAGAUUGCGGGUGUCGGGUACGAGCUUGUCGUUUUGGGCGGGUGGGACCCAGAUUCGUGGAAAGCGUCGAAUUCGGUUUUUAUCUACAACUUUCUGUCAGCCAAGUGGCGGCGUGGGGCCGACAUGCCGGGUGGGCCCCGAACGUUUUUCGCGUGCGCGUCGGAUCAAAAUCAGACGGUGUACGUAGCGGGCGGGCACGACGAGGAGAAGAACGCGCUGAGAUCAGCGCUUGCGUAUGACGUAGCGAACGACGUGUGGGUCCCGCUCCCGGACAUGUCCCGCGAGCGCGACGAGUGCAAGGCCGUGUUCCGCCGCGGCGCGCUCUGCGUCGUGGGUGGCUACUGCACGGAGAUGCAGGGGCGGUUCGAGCGGAGCGCGGAGGUUUUCGACGUGGCCACUAGGAAGUGGGGCCAGGUGGAGGAGGAGUUCUUGGAUGCGGCCGCGUGUCCUCGAACAUGCGUAGACGGAGGGGAUGGUGCUGAGGGGGAAAUGUACAUGUGCCGCGGCGGUGACGUGGUGGUGUUGCAGGGAGACACGUGGCGGAGGGUUGCGAAGGUACCGAGUGAGAUUCGGAAUGUUGCUUGCGUGGGAGUGUGGGAAGAGAGCAUGUAUGUUAUUGGGUCGAGUGGGUUUGGGGAACCGCAUAUGGGCUUUGUUUUGGAUCUGAAGAAUGGGGCUUGGGCCAAAGUGGUGAGCCCGGAGGAGUACACUGGGAACUUGCAAUGUAGUUGUAUGUUGGAAAUCUAGUAGUUGAGUUUUUGAUUGGGCCGAGUUCAUGUAAAUACUAUAUGAAGCAACAUUUUUGUUUUCUUUAGUUGCUUUGCCUUCUACUCAAAAGCUUCAUCAUUUUAGUUAAAGUUAAGCUUUUAUGGAGUUGUAUUGUACAUUUAUGGAGUGUUCAAUCGCACACUCUUGCCUUUCAAAUCUCAGAAUGAAAUCGCCAUGUUUUCUAAA